AUGAAGUCACCAUUCUACAGCCAGGUCAUGGUGUGGUUACACGGAGGAGGUCUGGCGAUAGGUAGUGCGGACACCUACCCGGCUGAGAUCCCCACGUCACUCAAUAACGUCGUCAUGGUAACCAUAAACUACCGUCUGGGCAACCUGGGCUUCCUGCCGACCCGGGACGCCGAAACGGACGGCAACGUUGCGCUAAUGGACAUGGCUAAAGCCCUCCAGUGGGUUCAGGCAAACAUCCGGAACUUCGGAGGAGAUCCCGACAGAGUCACCAUCUUCGGCCAGUCCGGCGGAGCCUGGGGGGUCUCCCUGCUCGUCAUGUCCCCGGAGACACGAGGGCUGUACCGCCGGGCCAUCUCUCAGAGCGGCGUGGCCGGGCUCGGGGCCAGCCGCAGGGGAGACACCACAAAAACGGAGACCCUAGCCGCCUCGCUAAACUGCACCACAACCUCCUUCGAUGACAUGAUGAGCUGCCUACGAAGCAAACCAGCCCACGACGUGUUGGAACUUGAUGCUCCAGUCCCGAUAGUCGGAGGAUCUUUCUUACCAGACGCAGACGAUCUGUGGGACAUUAUGUACAAGAAGGAAGUUAACGAGGUAGACUACCUCCUUGGCACCACCGACGGCGAGUUCAGUUACGGGCUGUUGGGCACAGUUCCCGAAGUGACCGCGGACGGUCUGAACAGGACUGUGUUGUCGGCUAUUCUGCCGGCCCAACUCAACUUUGUCGCCGCACAAUUUCCUGACGGCGAUGUGGACAACAUCGUGCAGCCCGUGAUAGACCAGUACAUGAACCCCGACUCGGACGACCCGAUCUACACUCGUGACCGGUUUAUCCAGCUGAUGACCGACAACAGGUUCACCGCAACAACCGUACUCAUGGCGCAGGCUGUGGCAGCGCACGACACUGCCCGGGUCUAUCAGUACGAGUUCCAGCAUCACACCACGUCGGUUUCCCCGGAAAGACCUUCCUACGCGAAAGCGGACCACGGCGACGACCUGUUCUACAUGUUCGGCAUCCCGCUCCUGCGUGACGACACCGGCAACUCCUGGAAGUACAGCUUCACCCAGGAGGAGAGGGACCUGAGUCUGGACAUGAUGGCGUACUGGGUCAACUUCGCCGCUAACGGAGACCCCAGUGACUCCACCGGUGCAGCGCGCAUGCGUAACCUGGUGACCUGGCCACGGUUCAUGACGUCAUCCCAAUCCUACCUGAAGCUGGACGUGACGUCAUCUGCUGACGUCAAGCUGCGGGAGUCCAACAUGAAGUUUUGGAACGAGGAGGUGCCGAGGCUGAUGGGAAAGCAAGUUACCACCGGUGGCGCUGAGAAAUACACGUGGAGCUUUUUGCUUGUUGCCGGCGCCUUUUCAGCUGUAGUAAGUUUGCUACAGUAG
This is a messenger RNA of Branchiostoma floridae (Florida lancelet), 1392 nucleotides long. RefSeq names its product carboxylesterase 1C-like. The transcript is spliced from 8 exons. The coding region runs from base 1 to 1392 and encodes 463 amino acids. The record is from RefSeq and is a predicted model, not a curated record. Lineage: Eukaryota; Metazoa; Chordata; Leptocardii; Amphioxiformes; Branchiostomatidae.